Molecule: messenger RNA, 2355 nt
Organism: Lentinula edodes (shiitake mushroom)
Lineage: Eukaryota; Fungi; Basidiomycota; Agaricomycetes; Agaricales; Omphalotaceae
Product: ABC transporter transmembrane region 2-domain-containing protein
Exons: 17
Coding region: 102-2228 (708 amino acids)
Biological process (GO): fatty acid beta-oxidation; long-chain fatty acid import into peroxisome; peroxisome organization
Cellular component (GO): peroxisomal membrane
Molecular function (GO): ABC-type transporter activity; ATP binding; ATP hydrolysis activity
Source: RefSeq, a predicted model, not a curated record
UGAUCACUAUCACAUGAAUGUUUCUCAAUCACCUUGAUCAGGAUGUUAUUAAAUAUGGACGAAACUACGUCGGCUCCCUCUACCAGUACCUCAUAUGAUUCAUGGCCGCUCUUUCGACAUCAAGAACCAAGGAAUUCUUGGAACUCUUGGAUGGGAUAUUUAAACACUAUGCUGCCCAUAGACCACUUAUACAGCGUAUCCUCAACAUAUCAUUUGUCUUGUAUGUCCUGGGAACAACUUACAAAGGUUUCUCUGCCCGACCCGCUCCCAAAAGCCAAUUGAAGAGAAACAAAGAUGCUGGAAACGAAGAGGAGAUGCGUCGGCCUCCAAGAGUCGCGGUCGACGCAUUGUUUUACCAGAGAUUGCGCCACAUACUCCGCAUAGUUAUCCCUGGUAUAAGGUCCAAGGAGGCACUCAUGCUCAUCAUGCACUCUAGCUUACUGAUCGCGCGGACAGCCAUUUCCCUUUACGUUGCUGCCCUCGAUGGAAAAAUCGUCGCCUCGCUCGUUCGCGCAAAGCCUCUCGAAUUUGCAUACAACAUCAUCCGAUGGCUUCUCGUCGCAAUUCCUGCUACGUGGACUAACAGCUGGCUCAGCUACAUUCAAAGCAAACUUGCGAUCGCAUACAGGACACGAUUGACUGAUCUGGUAAUGAGAGAGUAUCUUGGGGGUAAAAACGAAGCAGGGCCUGAAGGAAAAGUGUAUUACAAGAUAUCAAAUUUGGACGACCGAAUCAAAAAUCCUGACCAAAUGAUCACACAUGACAUUCAACGCUUUUCUGCUAGUCUCGCGGCUAUCUACUCGAACCUUGCAAAGCCCGUGCUCGAUGUGAUCUUGUACAACUAUCAACUAUCACAAAAUGUCGGCGCUGAGGGCCUAGUCGGACUCACAAUAUUGGUCCAACUCAGUGCUGCGUUGUUGCGCAGUCUGACACCCAACUUCGGUUCAUAUACUGCCUUAUCAGCGCAACUUGCGGGUGCUUUGCGACAUAGUCACUCACGCCUAGCUGAGUUCUCUGAGGAGAUUGCGUUCAUGAGAGGAGAAGAGACAGAAAAGAUGCUCAUCGAAAGAGAGUUCGCUACUGUCAUUUUGCAUGAACGUAGAGUUUUAAGACGGAGGUGGUGGUUUGGUUGCGUUGAAGAAGGGAUCGUGAAAUGGUUAUGGGGAAGUUUCGGGCUCGUACUAUGCGCUAUUCCGGUAUUCUUCAAGCUCCCAGGCGCUGAUAAUAUCGACCUAGGAGGUCGAACGGAAGGUUUCGUGACAAACCGAAGGCUUUUAUUAUCUUCAUCUGAUGCAUUCGGUCGCGUCAUGUAUUCGUACAAGGAUCUGUCCGAGCUAGCUGGAUACACUGCUCGUGUCUCCGCGCUUCUUGAGACAAUGGAAGAUGUCAAGAAAGGCAAAUUCACAAAGGCUCUUGUGAGUAGUGCAAGCACAGAAGAGAAUGCUAAAAUUUUGCAAGGAAGAGGCGAAGUAUUCAUUUCCGAAGAUAUCCAAUUUGAGAACGUCCCCAUUGUCACACCAAAUGGUGACAUCCUAGUUAGAAGCCUUAGCUUCAAGAUUCAACCCGGUCAACAUCUAUUAAUCGUCGGACCCAAUGGCUGUGGAAAAUCUUCUCUUUUCCGUAUAUUAGGUGGUUUGUGGCCUGUGUACGGGGGAGUCGUGCGUAAACCACCAGCGUCCUCAUUUAUUUUGAUCCCACAACGGCCAUAUCUCACAAUCGGUACUCUGCGAGACCAAGUCAUCUAUCCACACAGCCAGCGGGAGAUGAUAGCUCGGGAUAUCACUGAUGAUGAUUUGUUCAAGGUCCUUAAGGUGGUCCAAAUGGAGAAUGUCGUGGAGCGUGAAGGUGGCUGGGACUCAAUAAGGGAGUGGAGAGACGCGCUGAGUGGAGGUGAUAAACAAAAGAUUGCAUGGGCUCGAUUAUUCUACCAUAAUCCUAAAUAUGCCAUUCUCGAUGAGGCUACUUCACUUGUUCCCCUAGAAAUGGAAGGUCGGAUGAUGGAGCAUGCGACGAUGCUGGGGAUUACGCUGUUAACGGUGUCCCAUCGACCUUCACUUUGGAAAUAUCAUGCGAUGAUCUUACAUUAUGAUGGCCAGGGAGGAUAUGUAUUUACUAAGCUCGAUGCCGAGAAGCGACUAGCUCUACAAACCGAGAAGCAAGCUCUCGAAGCGAAGCUGGCUGAUGUACCACGAAUGAAAGCCCGGCUAGCUGAACUGAAAGGGUUCUGAGCGACUUCCAGCGUCUUGUACAUUUUGUUUUUACCCUACUCUGGAGUCAUGCUGUAUUACUAUCUAUACUACUUAAGCGCUUCAAGCGCCGAAUCCAUGACUAAUUUUGGAGAGCCUGAUGGUACUC